Zygosaccharomyces rouxii is the source of this 1044-nucleotide messenger RNA. RefSeq names its product Opy2p (gene OPY2). The record is from RefSeq and is a predicted model, not a curated record. Bases 1 to 1044 code for a protein of 347 amino acids. Lineage: Eukaryota; Fungi; Ascomycota; Saccharomycetes; Saccharomycetales; Saccharomycetaceae. The transcript has a single exon.
AUGCGACUUUCCAUACUUCGUAGAGAUGAUGGUUGUGUAAGCUGCCCGCAAGCUGCACCAUGUCCAACAUGUGGACCCGAUGAGAACUGUGUAAUGACAGAGCUAACAUGCCAUUCCUGUCCCAAAACAUACUGUCAAAAGAAGAGCGGAUCUUCGCUAAAUAAUUCAACACAGUCACAACAUCAUUCUAACAGCGGUAAAAUUGUUGGUGGUGUAGUCGGUGGUGUUGUCGGUGGUGUUGUCUUCGGUGUUGCCUUACUACUGUUGUGGUUGUAUCAUCGUUACUGGAAGAGAAUUCUCAGAGAGAAGAAAGAUAGACUAGCCGAAUCAAGAGAAAUGUUUGGUGAAGAUGCUGACUUUGAUGACGAUGAUAGUGAUAGUGAAGAUGAUAGCGAAAAUGAUCACGGUGCAAGUGAAGAUGAAAUGAACGAUGCAGUCGCAGAGCUACCGCAUAAAUCAUCAGACGCUCGCAGCAGUACUAGAAACAGUACUGUCACAACUCAUACAAAGGCAAGUAAUAUUCUACCAAUCGCUUAUAUUCCCGGUGUUACAAGUAGACCACCAGGCGGUUCACGUCUAGGUAACAGCGAUGUGAGAUCUCAUAUUACACUAGGAUCAUCCAUUCUGGGACCUGAUGACGCGUCGAUGCAUUCACCAGCAGUUGCGAAUAGAAACAGUAACUUGAGUUUGAAUGCCAACCCUGCUCCUGUUCCUAACACAGAUGCAGUUCCUGAUCCAAACACAACCGCCAACACAGCUACUAAUGCCGAACCUGAACCUCGAGAUUUGACAACCGCUAUAAGAGCCAAGCCAAAACUAGUACAGAUUGAAGAAACACCAGAGGGUGAAGAAUUACCGAAUACAGAUUCCCAGAUACCAUAUGAGGGGCAUCAAGAACAUGAUCAAUACCAGGACGAAGAUCAAGAUCAAGAUCAGCAGAGUGACGCAGGAAGUGGUAGUUUCGUAUUAGACGUAGCAGGACCGGAGCCUCCUACUCGUACGGAAGAAAGCAGACCAACUAGCCCGUUUGAAGAUCCCCAGUAA